AGGAGACGUGGCGGCGGUUGGGCCCCGGGCUCCCUGGGUGCUUUGUAGUCCCGCCGCCUCCUCCUCCUCCUCCACCUCCUCCUCCUCCUCUUCUCUUAGGGCAGAGGAGGCUGUGGCGGCGGCUGGAGAAAGCGGCGGCGGAGGAUGGAGGAAGGAGGCGGCGGCGCGCGGAGUCUGGUUCCCGGCGGGCCGGUGUUACUGGUCCUCUGCGGCCUCCUGGAGGCGUCCGGCGGCGGCCGAGCGCUCCCCCCGCUCAGCGAUGAUAUCCCUUUCCGAGUCAACUGGCCCGGCACCGAGUUCUCUCUGCCCACAACUGGAGUUUUGUAUAAAGAAGAUAAUUAUGUCAUCAUGACAACUACACAUAAAGAAAAAUACAAAUGUAUACUUCCCCUUGUGACAAGUGGAGAUGAGGAAGAAGAAAAGGAUUACAAAGGUCCUAAUCCACGAGAGCUUUUGGAACCACUAUUUAAACAAAGCAGUUGUUCCUACAGAAUUGAGUCCUAUUGGACUUACGAAGUAUGUCAUGGAAAACACAUUCGGCAAUACCAUGAAGAGAAAGAAACUGGUCAGAAAAUAAAUAUUCAUGAGUACUACCUUGGGAAUAUGUUGGCUAAGAACCUUCUGUCAGAAAAAGAACGAGAAGCAGAGGAAAAGGAAAAGUCAAACGAGAUUCCCACUAAAAAUAUCGAAGGUCAGAUGACACCCUACUAUCCGGUGGGAAUGGGAAAUGGUACACCUUGUAGUUUGAAACAGAACCGGCCCAGAUCAAGUACUGUGAUGUACAUAUGUCAUCCUGAAUCUAAGCAUGAAAUUCUUUCGGUAGCUGAAGUUACAACUUGUGAAUAUGAAGUUGUCAUUUUGACACCACUCUUGUGCAGUCAUCCUAAAUAUAGGUUCAGAGCAUCUCCUGUGAAUGACAUAUUUUGCCAGUCACUGCCAGGAUCGCCAUUUAAGCCCCUCACUCUGAGACAGCUGGAGCAGCAGGAAGAAAUACUAAGGGUGCCUUUCAGGAGAAGUAAAGAGGAAGAUUUGCAGUCAACUAAAGAAGAGAGAUUUCCAGCAAUCCACAAACCCAUUGCCAUUGGCUCUCAGCCAAUGCUCACUGUUGGAACAACUCAUAUAUCCAAACUGACAGAUGACCAACUCAUAAAAGAGUUCCUUAGUGGUUCUUACUGCUUUCAUGGGGGUGUUGGUUGGUGGAAAUAUGAAUUCUGCUACGGCAAACACGUACAUCAAUACCAUGAGGACAAGGACAGUGGGAAAACCUCUGUGGUUGUAGGGACGUGGAACCAAGAAGAGCAUAUUGAAUGGGCCAAGAAGAAUACUGCUAGAGCCUAUCAUCUUCAAGACGAUGGUACCCAGACAGUCAGGAUGGUGUCCCAUUUUUAUGGAAAUGGAGAUAUUUGUGAUAUAACUGACAAACCAAGACAGGUGACUGUAAAACUAAAGUGUAAGGAGUCAGAUUCUCCUCAUGCUGUUACUGUAUAUAUGCUGGAACCUCACUCCUGUCAAUAUAUCCUUGGAGUUGAAUCUCCAGUGAUCUGUAAAAUCUUAGAUACAGCAGAUGAAAAUGGACUUCUUUCUCUCCCCAAUUAAAGGACAUGAAAAUGGGGAGGAAACUGAGAUCACUGAAAGUCAGAUCUCUGUCUGACCAUGUGUCUCACAGAGUUCUAAGCCAUUGGACCUCAUCUAAAGGAUCAUAUAAAAGGACUCUCAACCACUUUGUGAAUGUAUAUGUGUAUAUAAGAGGUUAUUGAUAAACUUUUAAGGUGACAUUUGUCUCACUUUUUUCAUUUUUGUUGUAUGUUAUGAACUGAUUGUAUUUUUUUCUUUGCUUGAAUAAUGUGAUUCCAAAAUAAAUCUCAUCCAAGCAAUAUAGAGUCCAGCCUAGUCAAAUGUCAUAAUCAUAUCUAUUGAAACCUUUUAAGUUAUAGAUUAAUUAUGUAAAUUAUAUAUAACUAGCUAAUGAAAAAACAAAUUGACAGAAGGUUGUUUAAAUGAGAAACCAUGUAAAAUGUGUAAAUUAUGGUGCCUGAAAUCCUUUCAACAAAUUUUUAUAUAGCAGCUGCUCUCUGCCAGGCAUUAAACUAGGAAAUUGGGCACAACGUAAAGCCUCACUGGGAGUUUUCUUCCUCACUGUUAAUCUCAAGAGAUUCUUAUUUGUAAUAGGUUGCUUCUUUCCCAGAACUUUCAUCUGUUUUUUUUCCUUUUUUGUCAUAUGUUUUCUCCCAGAGUGUAUAUCUGGUGUGGACAGUUGAUGAUCCUUUGAUUCAGAUUGAUUCACCCUAAUAAAACACAGUGUGCUGGCCAGCCAUUGUAUUUACUACUGUAUGCUUCAGAUUUUAGUUCUGGAAAAUUUCACAGCACAAUAUUUAUUUUCAAGUGAAUAAAAUGUUCAUAAGCAGUGUU
Oryctolagus cuniculus (rabbit) is the source of this 2409-nucleotide messenger RNA. It is a transcript of the gene ERLEC1, whose product is annotated as endoplasmic reticulum lectin 1. The record is from RefSeq and is a predicted model, not a curated record. Gene Ontology annotation, cellular component: endoplasmic reticulum lumen. Gene Ontology annotation, biological process: ERAD pathway; retrograde protein transport, ER to cytosol; endoplasmic reticulum unfolded protein response. NCBI's taxonomy places the organism in Eukaryota, Metazoa, Chordata, Mammalia, Lagomorpha, Leporidae.